CAUCAGAAUCGCAUGCAUCGGCAAUGCCCUGGCGCUCACCCGUCAGGGCUUAUGUAUUUGCUUUUGCUAGGGAUCUCGGGUCGCUAAUGCAUUUCUCGCCUUAAAAUCAGCAUUGAUCCCUUGCUGGUCCUGCGGCUGCCUUGUGCCUUCAAACUUUCUCUUGCCCCCUCAUUUCUUGCCUUGUUGUGAAGUGCACUUUCAGCAAAUUUGACUUCUCAUUCCCCUAGCGAACCAGUUGCCACUAGCCCACCCGGUGCAAAGUCAUUGAACGAGCGAAAAACAUACCCGAUUCUCUUCCCGAGGGCUAAAUCAGCCUAACCUGUUGUCUCUGCCGAGCUCCACACUUGCCAUCACUUCUUGCCAUGUAUCCGAUAACCCUAAGAGGGAUGGUGAACAUCUGGAUGUCCUGUUGGACCCGAUUCCGGCAAAUACUGACAACAGCUGCGACACCAGCUCCUGGGCCCCUCUCUCUCCAGGGACCCGUUGUCAGUCCCUUCACUUCACGUGGGGAUCACUUGCCUGUGUCUUCUUACCCUCGCUAUGAUCGCCCAGAGAAUGGACAAGUGAACGGGUAUGUCAAGUUCAACUGGCCUUCGCGAGUUCCAUCGAGACGAUCGUCUGAGCCUGUACCACUGCCAUUGGAGGAUGGUGUGGAAGACAUAACGGCAAACAUAACACGAGUACACCAUGUGGAUCGCAGCCGCGGCGUAUCGACACUGCCUGUGACUUGGCAUACGCAUGGGAUAUCCCCCGCGCCAGAUGGGACUAUUUCCCUAAGUCAUAUUGAAAGGGGUCGGGCAAGUGCUUCAUCGCAAAUAUUGAUGACAGGCUUGUCAGUAUGUUCUCAAGACGCUUCACCGGCCCUGACGACGGGUGAACCGAGAAUGCUACCAUCUCAAUUCGGGCUCGAAGCCAAAAUGAAUACUAUCGACAGACGAUUGUUUGAGUUUUAUAUCAAGAACUGGUGCCCAGGAAGGAGUGUGCUAAGCGACACAAACUUGUGGUUGAAGGACCUGGCCCCGAUGCACAAGGACGAAGGCAUCCUUCAUGCCAUCCAGAGCCUGGCGGGCAUCUACAUCUAUGAUUAUGUGCCAGACGAGCGUAUUCGGCAGCGAACCAAUCAGCUAUAUGUCGAGGCCGAUCAGUAUUUCAGUACGCUCCUCAACGCACCCGAGAGCAGGGAAAUCGGGAAAGGGCAGGAAGUUAUUACCAUGGCUGUGCUUCUUUCGAUGCAACACGUUGUCCUAAGUAAUCAACGUCUGAAGGAACCCCACGAUCCACGAUGGCUGAAAGGCUUUAAGCUGGCCGCAGACUUUAUAGAUGCAACCGACCCCGGCCGUUGUUAUUGGGAACCCGGAGAUGCCCAGUGUGACAACCUCCGCGCCUCCCAUUCCAUCAUCGUUGCUCGGGGGGUGAUUCUGGCUCAGCCUAUGAUGGCUCUUCCUGCACCAAAUGCCAUGAAUCCCGAAAAGGAAUCAGACAGAUUCAGAUGGCUCACCUAUGGUUCGGAGAAGGACAUGUAUGAAAUCCACGGAGGAUGCGGGUUCUCAAAGAAACUGUUGCAUCUAAUGAGCCAGGUGACAUAUUGCGCAGCUCGACUGCAGCAAGAACCCGAAAGCGUGAUGGUUCCAAUUACGGCAAAGUUUAUAUUGCGCAUACUGGAAGAGAUGCCACAAUGGAGCCGUGAAGGCAAAGACUGGUGGACGGCUCGAAAUGGUCGCCCGACGAUAGAAUGGGUGCGCGAGGCAGACGGUAUGAAAAUCGAUUCAAGUCAAAUCAUGACAGAGGUUACAGCUGAGGCGUGGAGGAUUGCUGCGAUAAUUUAUUAUCAAUGCCGUCUUUUGAGGCUACCUCGAAAUCACCCUGACGUUCUUGCCAAACUAGAGGAUCUUGCCAAAUGCAUAAAAAUUAUGCCGACAUCGGGAUCACACUUCACAGCUCAAGCACCUCUAUUGCCAGUAUUUUUCCUGGGUAUACUGGCCACCAAGCCCGAACACAAGGCUAUUGCAGAGGAUUGGUUCGAGGAGGUUGUGUUAACACCAGUCCGUAGUGUAAGUGCAAAAGAAACGCAAUCCUUCACCUUCCUUAGCAAUCUAUGAUUAGUAGCAGGCUUGUUCUGCUCUCACCCAGGUCUACUACGUAAUACUAUGCUAUAGAGUCAGGAUACUAAUAGAUCACCCCAGACCGUCCCUCCGUUGUAUGAAGC
Messenger RNA from Fusarium redolens, 2206 nucleotides. Its product is annotated as fungal-specific transcription factor domain-containing protein. The transcript is spliced from 7 exons. NCBI's taxonomy places the organism in Eukaryota, Fungi, Ascomycota, Sordariomycetes, Hypocreales, Nectriaceae. The record is from RefSeq and is a predicted model, not a curated record. The coding region runs from base 363 to 2099 and encodes 578 amino acids. Gene Ontology annotation, molecular function: DNA-binding transcription factor activity; transcription cis-regulatory region binding. Gene Ontology annotation, biological process: positive regulation of transcription by RNA polymerase II. Gene Ontology annotation, cellular component: nucleus.